This is a messenger RNA of Cyclopterus lumpus (lumpfish), 2237 nucleotides long. RefSeq names its product ADP-ribosylation factor 3a (gene arf3a). Bases 129 to 674 code for a protein of 181 amino acids. Gene Ontology annotation, biological process: vesicle-mediated transport; intracellular protein transport. The record is from RefSeq and is a predicted model, not a curated record. Gene Ontology annotation, cellular component: plasma membrane; cytoplasm. The transcript is spliced from 5 exons. Gene Ontology annotation, molecular function: GTPase activity; GTP binding. Lineage: Eukaryota; Metazoa; Chordata; Actinopteri; Perciformes; Cyclopteridae.
GAGAGUAUCACAUCUUCACAGCCGUCGCUCAUCGCGAGACUAUCAUCCAGUCCUCUGCCUGAAUCCAGCUGGUAUCCUGCCUGCGGUUGACGGUUGUGUUGCAGUUGAGGUGAGAGACGGCAGUCAUCAUGGGGAACAUCUUUGGAAACCUGUUGAAGAGCCUGAUAGGCAAGAAGGAGAUGAGGAUUCUCAUGGUGGGGCUGGACGCCGCUGGGAAAACCACCAUCCUCUACAAGCUGAAGCUGGGAGAGAUUGUUACCACCAUCCCCACAAUCGGUUUCAAUGUAGAGACGGUGGAGUACAAAAACAUCAGCUUCACCGUGUGGGAUGUGGGUGGCCAGGACAAGAUCCGUCCCCUAUGGAGGCACUACUUCCAGAACACCCAGGGUUUGAUCUUUGUGGUGGACAGCAAUGAUCGUGAGCGGGUGAACGAAGCUCGGGAGGAACUGAUGAGGAUGCUGGCUGAGGAUGAGCUGCGGGACGCUGUUCUUCUCAUCUUUGCCAACAAACAGGACUUGCCCAAUGCCAUGAAUGCUGCAGAGAUUACAGACAAGCUGGGCCUGCACUCCCUACGCCACCGCAACUGGUACAUUCAGGCCACCUGCGCCACUAGUGGAGACGGUCUCUAUGAGGGACUGGACUGGCUGGCCAAUCAGCUGAAGAACAAAAAGUGAAGAGUCCAGUCAGUAGAGUGGGGAAGAGCCUGGGUGCCAGCUCCAGGGUAGUGGUUAUAGUGGAUCCAUUGUGUUUACAUGGAGAGGCAGUGCUGAAAAGCUCCCACGGGGUGACUCUCAAUGGCUUCCUCUCCCCAAAAAUACUUGUUUGUAUUCUCCUUUAUUUUGGUUAUUUAUUUUGUUUGGAUCUGCGUGAGCGUUUUUAAAUACCAGUGGUGUUGAAGUUGACCUAAAUGACUUACAUUCUACAUGCUGAAGACAUAAAUAUUGGGAUCUAAUAGUAUAAUGUUACUGUAAAGGCAUAUGUAUUUCCCCUACUUUGCAGUUUCUUUAACCUUUGACCUACUUCACCUUUAAUUUGUUCAGAAAUGGGAUGAUGUAGAUUCAUGAUGGCAGAGCAACCGUAAUAUACUUUAAACUUAAUGUAAAUUAUAAAGAAUAUCAAAAUAGUAUAGUGGGAGUACUACUACUAUCUAAAAAAACAGUGUACUUAUACAGGCUCAGCUAAAUGUGAAAUUGUCCUAUUCUCUCCAUACUUAUGUUUUAACACUAAAUGAUGCGCUUCAGAGCUCAAUUUGUGCAAAAAAAAAAUAAGAAAUGUAUAUUUAUUUUGGAUUUAAUGCAAAUAUGUUUAUUAGAAUUCUAUUUAUUUUAUUAAACACAAAACCAGAUGACAUACUCUUAGUCUGAAACUAUUUAUAUUUUCAUCAACAUUUAUUUAUUCAUUUAUAUUUUUAUUGGUUUUAUUUCAUUAUAAUUUUGUAUGAAAUGCAUCAAAUGGUUCUUUUCCCUUUAUUGCAAUGUGCAUUUACUUCUAAGGCAGCUGGGGGAAACAGGUGCCCUGUUAACACUGUAUAUUACCUCUUCCCAAUCUGCAUGGAGAUAUCCCAGUCCUUGCUCAUGAGCUUGUCAGAGCUGUGAACUACUGCAGGCCACUGCUGUAAAUACAGAUUUGUUCUUCGUCAACUUGCCUGGCUCAAUAAGGGUUAAAACAUUUUGUCUGGCGGAGUCAGUGAGAUGUGAUAUCUGAACUGAUACAGAUGACACUGUCCCAGCCCCGUGGCUUUGGAAAAAAAUGCUGCAAUUGGCUCGUGGAGAUUGAUGCAGCAGAGCAUGUGAUUGGCAAUAUCAGAGACCUUACAUGAUUUUCGAAUGUUCAUUUUUAAGUCAGUUUGUACAAGCAGCUGCACUAUAUCCGGCAAAAAAAAGCUCACAUUGCUUGUCAUCCUGAUUUAUUCAUCCCUAUAAUUGGCGUGACAUUGCAAGUGUUUCUUGUGUUAACCUUAUCUCUGUGCAUUAUCUUGCACACUAUAUCAGAUGCAUUAUAGUUGUUCAAAAUGUAAUGUCUGUUUCUUUCCUGUUUUUUUUUAAAGGAGUAUUUAUUUAUUUUGGACCAAAAGGCAAGUGUUGAUUUUAGUGUUGUUUUUCCUAAUUUGAAUCAGUUGUCUUUUUGAGUGUCCACACAAAUCACACAAAAUGAAAACAUAGGAGAGAGGAUGAUAGUAAUACUGCAUCAUAAGGCAUGUUAAUACUGUACAAGAUCUGUAAUAAAAGUCAAUUAUA